This is a messenger RNA of Nerophis ophidion (straightnose pipefish), 4067 nucleotides long. Its product is annotated as metabotropic glutamate receptor 4-like. Gene Ontology annotation, molecular function: adenylate cyclase inhibiting G protein-coupled glutamate receptor activity. Gene Ontology annotation, cellular component: membrane. Bases 654 to 3380 code for a protein of 908 amino acids. Gene Ontology annotation, biological process: regulation of synaptic transmission, glutamatergic; G protein-coupled glutamate receptor signaling pathway. Lineage: Eukaryota; Metazoa; Chordata; Actinopteri; Syngnathiformes; Syngnathidae. The transcript is spliced from 11 exons. The record is from RefSeq and is a predicted model, not a curated record.
AGGAUUGUGAAGAGGAAAGAGAGAAAGGGAAAGUGAAAGCCCUUCAGCCACACUCGCCUCUGGACAGUGCCUGCACUGCACGGCGGGAAGGAAGAUCCAUGUCGGAAUGCUGCGAACUGGAAGUUGAACAAGAAAACCCCGAGCGUCUUUGUCCUGUGCGUGGGUCUUUGCCGCUGGCGAGGGGCAAAAGAGAAGAAACUGGACGUCAACAGAAGAAGUUUAUUGAGUCACUUUGAGGAUCGAAGCGGCACUCGCUCUGCAGCCCUCCUUUGUGUUUGUACCAGCCUGAAGGACCGAGAAGGAGGAUUCCCCCAGAAGUAAAAAAGAAACGCUAUCGUCUUUUUGUUUUGUUGAUGCCAUCUGAAAAUGCUCUUUGCAGCUUCAAUCUUAGGUCUUUCCCCGCUGCUUUGGUGGUACCGCAUUCCACUGCACGGACACUGAAGGCAACGAAGAAAAUACUCUGUCACAGAGUGAGAGUGCGGCAUAAUUAGUGAAGUAGUGGCUGCUGUGGAAAGAUGUUUUGAAGAUGACUUUCUUCUGAAAAAAUAGUGUUGCUAACCUUGGAGGCACUUGCAAGUGCGUUUUUGUGUGCACAUCGCUUUCAUACUCAAAGGACUAGGAUUUGUACGUGGAUGCGGAUUUAGCUUUUCAUAAUGACCUCGCCAGGAGGCUUUGGCUGGUGCUGCCGGCUGUCGCUGCUCGCUUCUUGUUUCUUUAUCGCCUUGGCAGCCAAACCAAGAAGGCCCGGCCACACACACCUCAACUCAAUACGCAUCGAUGGGGACAUAUCUCUGGGUGGGCUUUUCCCUGUGCAUGCAAGAGGAAAUGACGGCAAAGCCUGCGGCGAGCUUAAGAAGGAGAAGGGGAUCCACAGGUUGGAGGCGAUGUUAUUCGCCCUGGACCGCAUCAAUAAUGACAAUGAACUGCUGCCCAACAUCACUUUAGGGGCACGCAUCCUGGACACAUGCUCCCGGGACACUCAUGCGCUGGAACAGUCGCUGACGUUUGUACAGGCUCUGAUUGAGAAGGACUCAACCGACGUCAAGUGUCUCAGCGGUGGGCCGCCCAUCAUCACAAAGCCGGAGAGAGUGGUCGGAGUGAUUGGCGCGUCAGCCAGCUCCGUGUCAAUUAUGGUGGCCAACAUACUACGUCUGUUCAAGAUCCCUCAAGUGAGCUAUGCCUCCACAGCCCCAGAGCUCAGUGACAACACGCGUUAUGACUUCUUCUCUCGAGUGGUGCCUCCAGACACUUACCAGGCCCAGGCCAUGGUGGACAUCGUCAAAGCCAUGCGUUGGAACUAUGUGUCUACUGUAGCCUCUGAGGGAAACUACGGAGAAAGUGGCGUGGACGCAUUUAUUCAAAAGUCUCGGGAGGACGGUGGCCUGUGCAUCUCCCAGUCUGUGAAAAUUCCACGUGAACCAAAAGCUGGGGAAUUUGACAAGAUUAUACAAAGGCUGAGUGAGAACCCAAAUGCUCGAGUGGUCAUUAUAUUUGCCAAUGAGGACGACAUCAGGCGGCUGCUCGAAUCGGCAAAGAAGGCCAAUCAAACAGGACAUUUUAUCUGGGUGGGUUCAGACAGCUGGGGAUCCAAAAUCUCCCCGAUACUGAACCAGGAAGAGAUGGCUGAAGGAGCUGUAACCAUCCUACCAAAACGGCAGUCCAUCAAAGGGUAUGAUCGCUACUUUAUCAGCCGAACACUGGAGAACAACAGGAGAAACAUUUGGUUUGCAGAGUUCUGGGAGAACAACUUCCAAUGCAAACUAAGCCGACACGCUGUGAAGAAAGGCUCUGGCAUCAAAAAGUGCACAAAUCAUGAGAGGAUUGGCAAAGAUUCCUCCUAUGAACAAGAAGGAAAAGUCCAGUUUGUGAUUGACGCGGUUUACGCCAUGGCUCACGCUCUGCACAACAUGCACAAAGACCUGUGCCCGGGGAAGGUUGGCCUCUGCCCUAAGAUGGACACCAUCAAUGGCACGCUGCUGCUGAAAUACAUUAGAAAUGUCUACUUCUCAGGAAUUGCCGGAAUGCCGGUGGUCUUCAACGUGAAUGGAGAUGCUCCUGGUCGUUAUGAAAUCUACCAAUACCAGAUGAAAAAUAACACCACAGAGUACAAAAUUAUUGGCCACUGGACCGACCAGCUCCACUUGGAUAUGGAUGAGAUGCAGUGGCCAGGUGAAAGUCAAGAAGUGCCAUCUUCCAUAUGCAGCCAACCUUGCCGAGCUGGUCAGCGCAAGAAGACAGUCAAAGGAAUUCCGUGUUGUUGGCACUGUGAAAACUGCGACGGCUACCAGUACCAGGCUGACACGUACACCUGCAAGAUGUGUCGCUUUGACCUUCGGCCCAAUAAGAACCACACUGGCUGUGUUCCUAUUCCCAUUGUCAAACUGGAGUGGAGCUCCCCAUGGGCGGUCAUCCCCGUCCUCAUUGCCGUCCUGGGCAUCAUGGCAACGCUGUUUGUUGUUGUCACCUUUGUGCGCUACAAUGACACACCCAUAGUUAAGGCCUCAGGCCGAGAACUGAGCUACGUGCUUCUGACUGGCAUCUUCUUGUGCUACGCCACAACAUUUCUUAUGAUCUCUGCCCCCGAUGUGUUUAUUUGCUCACUGCGCAGGAUCUUCCUCGGCUUGGGUAUGAGUAUCAGUUACGCAGCACUCCUCACAAAGACUAAUCGCAUCUACAGGAUUUUUGAACAGGGCAAAAUGUCGGUCAGCACCCCUCGGUUCAUAUCCCCAGCCUCACAGUUAGUUAUCACAUUCAGUCUGAUUUCCGUUCAACUCCUGGGCGUGUGUAUCUGGUUUGGUGUUGACCCAUCACAAGCCAUCAUUGAUUACGAGGACCAGCGUACAGCUAAUCCUACUAUGGCCCGUGGCGUCUUGAAGUGCGACAUAUCCGACCUGUCCCUCAUCUGUCUGUUGGGUUACAGCAUGCUCCUGAUGGUCACCUGCACUGUUUACGCCAUCAAGACCAGAGGGGUGCCCGAGACUUUUAAUGAGGCCAAACCUAUCGGCUUCACCAUGUACACCACUUGCAUCGUUUGGCUUGCCUUCAUCCCCAUCUUUUUUGGGACUUCGCAGUCGGCAGAAAAGAUGUACAUCCAGACAACAACCUUGACCAUCUCCGUGAGCCUGAGUGCGUCCGUCUCUUUGGGAAUGCUUUACAUGCCCAAAGUCUACGUGGUUCUCUUUCAUCCGGAGCAGAACGUACCAAAGCGCAAGCGCAGCCUGAAGGCUGUGGUGACGGCUGCCACCAUGUCCAACAAGUUCAACCCAAAAGGUGGUCUACGGCCCAACGGGGAGGCCAAGUCGGAACUAUGUGAAAGUCUGGAAACACAAGCGUUGGCCUCCAAGCAGACGUACAUAAGCUACAGCAACCAUGCCAUCUGAGAAGCAGUUGAGCGUGGGGCCGCCUGAGACGAAAUCCCCUGAUUCUGGACGAUAACGCUGGAGGAGAGAUUCCGGAUGAGCUACUGCGGCAGAGAGAAAAAUCAGGAUAGAAAGGAUGUCAUAUUUUUUUAAAUAAUAAAAUGCCGCAUUUAUCAGAAAUGAGUAGAAUGCAGGGGAUGAAUAAAAGAAGACUGGAUUCAUUUUCCCUUACAUUCCGUCUGAAACUUUUAAAAGUUGGGCUGUUUGUUUCCAAAUGCAGGUUGGGUACUCCCUAUCAGGUGUAUAGCCCACAUUUAAGUCCUCUCUUGACUAAUUUCAACAAGCAAAGGAGGGUGGGGGGGUCUGAUUUGGCAGUUAGUCAAGUUGUUAACUGCAGUACUCUUCAAUUUGUACAUGCCUUACCAGAGUCCAUUGAGUAUUGCAACAAGAAACAUCCACACCUGGAUCUGACAACAACAAAACUGUCGUCCAUUAUGUUUUUUAUUUUUUUUAAAUUUCCUUUUGGUGUUCCAUAUUUAUCUCAAUGACAACAUUCGGCAAACCUAGUGUACAGUCCUAAAGCAUGCUUGUGGGAGCAUCCCUUGUACUGUGUGUUGUGUUGUCCAUGGAAUGCAACAUUUGUCAUGGUCUUAGUGGGGACCAUGCGCAAAUAUCUGAUAUAUAAACUCAAAAAGGUGACCAACUCAA